Messenger RNA from Arvicanthis niloticus (Nile rat), 972 nucleotides. NCBI's taxonomy places the organism in Eukaryota, Metazoa, Chordata, Mammalia, Rodentia, Muridae. The record is from RefSeq and is a predicted model, not a curated record.
AUGCCUAGGCCGGGCCGCAACACGUACAGCGACCAGAAGCCGCCCUUCUACAUCUCGCUGACCGCUAUGGCCAUCCAGAGCUCCCCGGAGAAGAUGCUGCCGCUCAGUGAGAUCUACAAGUUCAUCAUGGACCGCUUCCCCUACUACCGGGAGAACACGCAGCGCUGGCAGAACAGCCUGCGCCACAAUCUCUCCUUCAACGAUUGCUUCAUCAAGAUCCCCAGGCGGCCAGACCAGCCCGGCAAGGGCAGCUUCUGGGCGUUGCAUCCCAGCUGCGGGGACAUGUUCGAGAACGGGAGCUUCCUGCGGCGCCGCAAGCGUUUCAAAGUGCUCAAGUCAGACCACCUGGCGCCCAGCAAGCCGGCGGACGCCGCGCAGUACCUCCAGCAGCAGGCUAAGCUGCGGCUCAGCGCGCUGGCCGCCUCCGGCACUCUGCCGCAGAUGCCGGCCGCUGCUUACAACCUGGGCGGUGUGGCGCAGCCUUCCGGCUUCAAGCAUCCCUUUGCCAUCGAGAAUAUCAUCGCGAGGGAGUACAAGAUGCCUGGGGGACUGGCCUUCUCUGCUAUGCAGCCGGUUCCGGCUGCCUACCCACUCCCUAACCAGUUAACUACCAUGGGCAGCUCUCUGGGCACCGGCUGGCCACAUGUGUACGGUUCCGCAGGUAUGAUCGACUCAGCCACCCCCAUCUCCAUGGCGAGUGGCGACUACAGCGCCUACGGAGUGCCGCUGAAGCCGCUGUGCCACGCUGCGGGCCAGACGUUGCCGGCCAUCCCAGUGCCCAUCAAGCCCACGCCGGCCGCAGUGCCCGCGCUGCCAGCGCUGCCCGCACCCAUCCCCACCCUGCUCUCGAACUCGCCGCCUUCGCUCAGCCCCACCUCCUCGCAGACAGCCACCAGCCAAAGCAGCCCCGCCACCCCUAGCGAGACACUCACCAGCCCGGCCUCCGCCUUGCACUCGGUGGCCGUGCACUGA